Messenger RNA from Anopheles moucheti, 1964 nucleotides. RefSeq names its product transmembrane protein 185B. The record is from RefSeq and is a predicted model, not a curated record. NCBI's taxonomy places the organism in Eukaryota, Metazoa, Arthropoda, Insecta, Diptera, Culicidae. The transcript is spliced from 5 exons. Bases 291 to 1337 code for a protein of 348 amino acids.
GUAAAUAAAACGCAACUACAGCUCUGCAAGAAAUACGCUUGCAAGCUGCACGGUUUUUACAUCUUGGUGCGUAGUCUUUCGACCUCAAGUGAAAGAAUCAAAAGGAAUCAAGAAGAAAGCAAAAGGAGAGAAAGUGCCCGUAGGAGGGAAACUAUCUGCAACAAGAAUUUGUUAUUGUUCGUUUACUAGCAUAGUUUUUGCAAAAAACCUAAGUUGUUUCUAAUUAUACAUUAAUGAUGAAUACGGAAACGGAAUGCUAAACAGCACCGAGAGAAAAAAUCUGGAACAAUAUGAAUCUGCAAUCUUUGUUUCAGGAUUUUAAUCCAAGUAAAUUUGUAGUCCAUUGCUGUCUGUUCACGUUUACAAUAUUGUUCUGUCUGCGAUUGGACGGAUUCAUCGAUUGGCCCUAUUGGGUUGUAUUUGUGCCGCUAUGGGUGUGGAAAUCGAUAGCAACGCUUGGUGCUAUAGUGGGUGCCGUGGUUUGGUGUCGCCAUCCACACUACAGAGUCGAAGGUGAUUCCUACUCACACUUCAAAGCAAUGUUAAUAUCGCUUUCUUUGCAUUUGAUAUUGCUGAUGUUUGAGCUGCUUGCCUGCGAUCGGCUUACGUCCGGACGGCACCUCUGGGUACUGGUAUUCAUCCCACUGAUAUUCGGCAGUGCGGCCAGUGUUGGUGCUUGCGUGUGGGCCGUUAAACACGAUCGUUCAUUUGAACUGGAACUGUUUUGCGCCGUCAAUGCGCUACAGUUCGUGUUUCUACCCCUCAAGCUGGAUGGACUCGUGUCGUGGAGCUGGGAAGUGGUUUUCGUGCCACUGUGGAUAGUGCUCUGCCUUAGCUUGGUGGCUGUACUGUACAGCAUCAUAUUUAGUGUCAUUCUGCUACGCACGCCGGAGGUUUCGGCGCAGCAGAAGAAAUCUGCAUUCUACUCCGCCAUCGGGAAUUGUGCCACCGUUAUUCCAGUGCUAGUGUUUCAGGUGCUACUGGCGGAUAAGCUGGAUGAAGACUUAAACUGGCCAUACAUAGCCGUGGCGGGUCCACUUUUGGUUGCUUUGUUUACGUUGAUUCUACUCAGCUUCAAUGCCAAAGGAGGGAACAAAUGGUGGUUCGGUAUACGGAAAAACUUUAGUCAGUUCCUGCUCGGUGUGCUUCCAUGUCUGCAAGAGUACGGUAACAUAUCAUAUCACACGGACAACGGUCAAACUGUGCCACUAGAUAGCGCCAACGUACAGAUGGACGAUUUUGAAAAGUACGACAAAAAGAGUAAAAAGGCACUCACGAAAAAGAACGACCAUCUGAAGCCCGUUGUACCAAUCGUCAGUAUAGAGCUACCAGAUUAAUUGUUUAAUUCAUAGAAGAAAAGGAAAAGGUAGCUAAUCUUUAACCAAUUUGAGGUGGCUUUCUCGUCUACGUUUCGGUAAAUUAUUUAAGCAUCUUGGAAACGGUUAAAGUCGUCGAAAAAAGGUUCCCAAAUGUUUUGCACUUGAAAGGCAUAUUUAUCGGUAAUGUCUAGUAACAAUGGGAAAGAUGUAAUUCGGUGAAGGUACACGAAAACCACUCUCCACUAUGCGCGUUAACAAGGAGGGAAACUGACAAUAUUUAAAUUAUCGAGUAAAGCGAUAGAUAGUGCUCCAGAACGGUACAAUAUAUGCUUAAUGCCCGACAUUAUUGUGAAGUAGGAAUGAAUACUAUUUAGCUUAGAAUCGCCAAACCUUGUUAAGUGUGUUCGGUAGGCCAUCUGCUUACAAUGGUACAGAAAGCAUGAACGCUUGUGUAGGACAAAUUAUCGUAAUUUCUAUUCCCUUUUCGAACUAGAUGGAACGAAUGCUUUGGUGUAGCUUGUAUGUGGAGGGAUGGUUCAGAUUCUAUUGUAAAUAUUGAUAAUAGCUAAUUUCGUUGUAUCACACAAAAAAGCGAAUAGAGAUACAAAAAAAAUAAAAAAGAAAAAUUUCAUUUACUAUUGUUUC